Ustilaginoidea virens is the source of this 444-nucleotide messenger RNA. RefSeq lists its product as uncharacterized. Bases 1 to 444 code for a protein of 147 amino acids. The transcript is spliced from 3 exons. Gene Ontology annotation, biological process: mitotic actomyosin contractile ring assembly. Lineage: Eukaryota; Fungi; Ascomycota; Sordariomycetes; Hypocreales; Clavicipitaceae. Gene Ontology annotation, cellular component: myosin II complex. The record is from RefSeq and is a predicted model, not a curated record. Gene Ontology annotation, molecular function: calcium ion binding.
AUGUCUUCUAACCAGUACGAUUCCCAGGCUUCCACCAACUACAAAGAGGCCUUUGCCCUCUUCGACAAGCGUGGCAAUGGCCGAGUGACGGCGGAUAGCUUGGGCGACCUGCUUCGGGCUUGUGGCCAGAAUCCCACCUUGGCCGAGAUCAAAGACUUGGAAAAAUCAGCAGGCAGCGACUUCGAUUUCGAGUCUUUCCAGCGCAUACUCAACCGCCCGGGCGGCUUUCGCGACCCCGGCGAGCCCGAGGAAUACUGCCGAGGCUUCCAAGUCUUCGACAAGGACAUGACGGGCUACAUCGGGGUGGGCCAGCUCAAGUAUAUCCUGACAAACUUGGGUGAGAAGAUGUCGGAGGAGGAAGUCGACGAGCUUCUCAAAGCUGUGGACACGAGCUCUGGCCAGGUCAACUACACAGACCUGGUUCGGACCAUCUUGGCCAACUGA